UCAGAAUGCUAGCUAGCUAACGUUUUAAGUGUGGAAGUGAACGACCGACGCGGUUAAAGCAAAGUAUUCUGGGGGCUUGUUUACGUGUUAAUAGGUUGAUUGACGUUAAGUACCAAUUAAAUUUCACAACUGUCGUGAACACAAUCUGCUAAUUAAUUACGAGGGCUAAAACCUACAAUAGCUAAUUUAAUUCAACCGUUAUCUACCACUCUGACUAUUAAAAUGCCUGGAAGAAAAGCUCUGCUGCACCGCUGCCAUCCACAUUACUUGGACUGAUUUCAUCUCAUUAUCUGGCGCCAAAGUUACUGUUUCCUCCGCUGACUAGCAGCUUCUCUGCAUAAAGGUGAUCGUCGCGUGAAAUCAGGAGGAGGACUCAAAAGCGAGGCUGCUGGGCCUGAUUCUGGUUCAGGACAACAAUCUGAUUUUAGACUGAAUUACCUGCCGAGUUGAACGCAUAGAAGUCUGGGUUCAUGCCGGAUUUCGAGCACUUCAGAUUUUCCUACUCGAGAAUGAAUCCGGUCCUGGGAGAGAGCGGCUUCCUGGCCCCGCAGCAGCACCACCACCAGAUGACGGGCCAGACCGACUCCGUCAUCCCAGAGCCCAGUUACUUCCUGGGGGACCACGGCGGGUUCGGUCCUGAUGGGUCGUCUGGGCUGGACCUGGGCGCUCUGCCGCCGUCGGGCCUCGCCUACCUUCACUUGAGCAGCCCCCUGCACCGCGUGCCUCCGGCGGCCACGGCGCUGCGCAACGACCUGGGUUCCAACAUCAGCGUCCUGAAGACCCUGAACCUGCGAUUCCGCUGCUUUUUGGCCAAAGUGCACGAGCUGGAGCGCAGGAACAAGGUGCUGGAGAAGCAGCUGCAGCAGGCUGUUGAGGAUAACUGCGGAGGGGAUGGACACCAGAAGCCGCUGACCAAAGAGAUGGGGGUCCAGACCGGAUUUAUUGGGCCUAUUCCAGCCAGACCAGGUCUCAUCCCACUACACAAUGCCAACAACUCGGCCUACCUGCCUGGUGGCCUUCUAUCUCCAACCCUGAACCCUCCCCCUCUCUUUGACAACAAGUACCUGCAGGGGAACAAUCUCAACCCCAUCGGGGUCUCCACGGAUUCAAACUCCAACCUCACCACAUCCGGUUUCUCCAUCAGCCCUGCCCUGAGUCCCAGUGACCCGUCCAAAGCCGUCGCCAACAUCAACGAGAAAAACACCUCUCACUCCGGGACCAGCACCAACAGCGCCCCCCCUCCUCCUCCGCGCUUCCUCCCCGGGACGAUCUGGUCCUUCAACCAUACCCGCCGGUUUGGCACCGGGAGGGAGUCGUGCGUCACGGGCCCCGGAGUCUCCUGGACGCACCCGGAUGGCGUCGGGGUCCAGAUCGACACCAUCACACCUGAGAUCAGGGCCCUGUACAACGUGCUGGCUAAGGUGAAGAGAGAAAGGGACGAGUACAAAAGAAGAUGGGAGGAAGAGUACGCAGCCAGAAUGGACCUGCAGGAGAAGGUGGCUGAACUGGAGGAGGACCUGCAGGAGAGCGAGGUGUGUCAGGACGAGCUGGCUCUCAGGGUGAAGCAGCUGAAGGCUGAACUCGUCCUCUUUAAAGGACUCGUCAGCAACAACCUGUCAGAUCUGGACUGCAAGAUCCAGGAGAAGGCCAUGAAGGUGGACAUGGACAUCUGCCGCCGUAUCGACAUCACCGCCCGCCUCUGUGACGUCGCCCAGCAGAGGAACUGCGAGGACAUGAUUCACAUGUUCCAGGUGGCCACGCCCCCUUCCACUCUGAACGGCAGGUCCAGGAAACCGAGCGGGCAGUCGACGAAGGGCGGGGACGUAGACGAACUGAGCGUGUCCGAGAGCGAGGGAGGCGGGGCUAAAGACGACGAGUCGGGCAGCAUGUCGGCCAAUCAGAUCAACGAGCAGAUGCAGAGGAUGCUGAAUCAGCUGAGGGAGUGUGAGUUCGAGGACGACUGCGACAGUCUGGCCUGGGAGGAAACGGAGGAAACUCUUCUGCUCUGGGAAGACUUUCCUGGAUACCCUCUGGGAGUGGAAACACAGGCAGAGCUGCAGCAGCAGGAGGAGUCCAUCGAGGACGUGAUUAAGGACACCGAGUCUCUGUUCAAAUCCAGAGAGAAGGAAUACCAGGCCACCAUCGACCAGAUAGAGCUGGAAUUGGCCACAGCCAAGAGCGACAUGAACCGACACCUGCACGAGUACAUGGAGAUGUGUUCGAUGAAGAGAGGGCUGGACGUCCAGAUGGAGACGUGCAGGAGACUCAUCACGCAGAGCGGAGACAGGAAGUCCACAUCGCUCAUCACGCUGAAUGUGGACGACUUGGACGGCGAGGAGAAGGACAGGAAAAAGCCCGCUCUCCCUGCUGACUCUGAGAGCAGCGAUCCUUACUGCGACGCCGCCAUCCCUCCCCUGACCUGGAGGAAACCCUAACACACACUUCACACACUGCUGAUACUCACAGCGACCCUCCGCCUCCUUCUCCGCCUUCUCCUUCGCCGCCUCCUCCUCCGCCUCCUCGAGUGCUGUGAAAGAGCAGGAAACCAUUCAAGUUGUGUAAAACUUCAGCAAAUCUAAAAUUGUCUUUUGUUGUUGACUUAAAUUAUUUUAAAACCGGCACAGAUAAAUCGUCUUUUCCUGAUCUUUAAGCUUCUAUGAUUUUAACUGCUCACAAACAAAAGUUACACCAACUUUAGUAAAGCUGGCAUAGAGUCAAAGAUUUGAACCUUGUCUUAAAGAAGAAAAGGUCACUGCUGCCCUCCUGUGGUCAUCAGCUGGAAGUGCAGCUCAGUGAAGGUCAAACAGGACAAAGUGCACUUGACGAAGACCUUCACGGAUUCUGUUUGUUCAUCACACAUUUCCUCUUGACGUUUGAGCCUUUUGUCUGCACUGAGUGUGUCAGGCUGCCUUUCAGCUGCAGGGUCACUCGUGUCCACUGGGAGGCGGUGAUGCGCACGGAAAAGUUUGCACAGAACUGAUCACUGAAGUGUGACUCUUGUAUUUGUUCUAAUUAAAUGCUUGUUUUUUUCUGUA
Molecule: messenger RNA, 3035 nt
Organism: Scatophagus argus
Lineage: Eukaryota; Metazoa; Chordata; Actinopteri; Scatophagidae
Product: non-homologous end joining factor IFFO1-like
Exons: 11
Coding region: 471-2435 (654 amino acids)
Source: RefSeq, a predicted model, not a curated record